Molecule: messenger RNA, 1974 nt
Organism: Plasmodium fragile
Lineage: Eukaryota; Apicomplexa; Aconoidasida; Haemosporida; Plasmodiidae
Exons: 8
Coding region: 1-1974 (657 amino acids)
Source: RefSeq, a predicted model, not a curated record
AUGAAGAAUCUCAACGUGAUAACGAACAAAAUUGUGGAGGAGCGGGUGAAGGAGUAUUGCAGGAAAAUCGAGGAGCAGAAACUGAAAAAUGUAAAGCCUACCAUUCAGUUCGACAGAACAAAACGGAGCCUCAACAACAGGAAGAAGCUCUACCAUGCCAAAAUGAGGAACGAAGAAAUAGAAAGAAACAAUAACAUUUUGAAGAAGAAGUUGGAGGGCAUUACCAGACGAGACAAGCGGGCAGCGGAGCAGUCCAAGCAAACUGCUAACCAGUUGGAAGUCAACAUAAACAAGAAGAACUUUUUAUUCGAUAAUAUUAAGAAGGCUAAAAUUAAAAAGGAGAAAAAAAGCAACCACAUUAAUGUUCCUCCCCCCGUGGUUGUGAAGCCCAAAGUUAAAGUCCUUUAUAAAGGUUACAUCGACGACAGCCAGAAGAGGUGCAAGUUCUACACAGAACUGAAAGUCGACGAAGAAUCCAACCUAAGCGUUAUCGCGUUAAAUUUAAAAAAUAAAAAAUUAAAAAAGUUCUCCUGCAAUAAAGAGAGGCACCACGAGUUGCUCAGCAACCUCGGGAGCUACGAAGAGAUCGCCAAGAACCUGACCCACCAGGAGGAAGACAGCGCAGACAAAGAAAAGAAACGAACCCCAAAUGGAAAGCCAAGUGCAAAACAGAUAAGUGAAAAACCCAUGCGAAUAAAACACAGGGUGAUGAUGGAGAAGGUUGAAAAGACAUGUGAUUUUUAUUUAAAAAAAUAUUUCAAAGAUGAAGUACAUGUGAAGGAUGCAGAUAACACACACGCGAACACAAACACACACGCGAACACAAACACAAACAUAAGUAAAAACAAAAAUGUGAUAAAUUUAAAAAAAAAAAAAAACUCAUUUCUCUUAAUUAAAAAUGAUUUAUUAUACAAAUCUAAGAUUAACGAAGCCCAGGCUGUACUCAUAUACAAGAAGAUAAAGGAAAAGGUUAAAAAGAAUAAGCAUAACGCAGGUGUCGUCCUGCCUGCACCCCCACCAGGAAAAUCCUCCAAGCAGGAGACAAUCAUCCCUAACACUGCUACUCUCAAGCAGAGCGACGCCACCAACGGUGAACCCGAAAAUGAUACGAAGACACACGCAGAGGAGAAGUGCCCAAAGCAGCAGGGACAGCAGCCGGGGGAGGACGCAGCAGCAGAGGCAAAGGAUGACAACCCCCCUCUAGAAAGCGCCUACACGAGGGAAUUAAAAAAAUGGAGAGUCACGCUGGACGAGGAAAUGCGAAGUGAAGUGCAGGUGGUCGUGCAGAAAUACAACGGGGUGCAGCACGCAGGGCAGCAGGUGCAAGCAGCACACGUGGAGGAAGAAGUACAGGUCCAGAAUGAAGUACCGUUGGAGGAAACCCCUGUGGAGGAAGAAGUACCUGUGGAGGAAGAACUACAGGUCGAGAAUGAGGUACCGGUAGAGAAUGAAGUACCGGUGGAAGAAGAAGAAGAAGUACCUGUGGAGGAAGAAGUACAGGUCGAGAAUGAGGUACCGGUGGAAGAAGAAGUACAGGUGCAAGAAGAAAUACAUGUGGAGGAAGAAAUACAUGUGGAAGAAGAAACUGUGGAAAAUGAAGUACCUGUGGAGGAAGAAAUACACGUGCAAGAAGCACCUGUGGAAGAAGAACCCAUGGAAAAUGAAGCACCGGUGGAGGAAACACACGUGGACGCAGCAUUUGUGCAGGAACAACCCAUGGAAAAUGAAGUACCGGUACAGGAAGAACCCGUGGAAGAACUUGUGGAGCAGAAAAGCCAACGUGUCGAGUGCACCGCCGCUGUAGAGAGCACCCAGGGUGAAGACACGGGGGAAGGUGCAGAUGCAGAUGCGAACGAAGGGAACCAAGCAGAGGAACGCAAAUCUGUGGACGCUGAGGAGACACUCGCAGAAGGUCCCCCCAAUGCGCACGAAAGCGGCGCAAGUGCGUCGAAUGAAAACUGUGCAGAGGAGUAA